This is a messenger RNA of Fonsecaea multimorphosa CBS 102226, 1530 nucleotides long. RefSeq lists its product as uncharacterized. NCBI's taxonomy places the organism in Eukaryota, Fungi, Ascomycota, Eurotiomycetes, Chaetothyriales, Herpotrichiellaceae. The record is from RefSeq and is a predicted model, not a curated record. The transcript is spliced from 2 exons. Bases 1 to 1530 code for a protein of 509 amino acids.
AUGGCUGCAAAGAAGACGGCACCCACAGAUGAUGAGCUCCUGGCACAGCUCGACGACCUGAGCACGCAGGCCUCAACGCGUGCCCCCAAGCCCUCAACGCGAACUGCCCGACAGGGACAACCAGCCCAAUCGUCACAAACGGAACAAGACCUACUGGUUGAGCUGGGAAAUCUAGCUCAACGACCAAGUAGUCGACCAGCCACUCCUUCUCUAAGACCGAAUGUUCCUUCGGCGACGGGCAACAGAAGCCCCAUGCGAACCUCAACCGCCACGCCUCCUCCAGGUCGGACAAGCGAAGAGAAGUCGAGCAGCGGUCAACGCAAGUCGGGUGAUAGUACACGUUCGUUCCAUCAAAGCUUCACACCAGCAACCACAACGACUGAAGAAUCCGCAGAAAAUGAAUCGCAAACUGAGCCGGCCCCAGCACCAGCCAAAAGCGGCGGUGGAUGGUGGGGUGGGCUGCUCUCGACUGCCUCUGCCGCUGUCAGCCAGGCCCAGGCGGCUGUGAAAGAGAUUCAAAAGAAUGAAGAAGCACAAAAAUGGGCAGAGCAGCUCCGAGGCAAUGUCGGCGUGCUCAAAGGGUUUGGCGGCGACCUCAGAAACAUAGCCAUGCCAACCUUUCAGAACAUCCUGCAGACGAUUGCUCCUCCGAUCUCUUCACACGAGCGACUGCAAAUCCAUAUUACUCAUGACCUGUCAAACUAUCCCACGCUUGAUCCCCUUAUCUACCAAGUCUUUAGUCGUGUCAUGGCACAGGUCGAGGGCGGAGACUUGAUGGUGGUCCAAAGAGGACAUGAGGCCGGACCGAAGAGAGAUUCGAGAGAAACGUCGCGACCAGUGGGCUCCUGGCAUGAUGGACCCUGGUGGAGGAGUGGAGAACGUCGAAGUAUCAAUGCAGUCAAAGGCAUGGUUGAGGGCACCAAGCUCGUCAGAGCUUCUGCUGAGAGCUAUGCCGAAGAAUACUUUGGAAGCAAAGGAGGGGUUGAAGAGGCUGCCAAGCGAGCCACAGAAACGCUUUCCACCUCGAACCCGACCAGAGACAGCGAGAUUUUCCUGGCCAUCCAAGCGAUCACGCAACCCGUGCCGACAGACAUGUUUGCCGCAGCACCGAGUCUGGAGAAAGACGAGCAAGUGAAAGAAGCGAAGGAGGAGAACAUGAGUGAAGAAGUCGUGUUCGCUGUCUAUCUGCACGAUCCCAUUCAUGGAAUCGCCUUCCAAGCGGUCUCUCAAGCCAUUCCGGGACAAUGGAUUGAUUGGCUGGAUGCACCCAGUGGCGGAGAAGGUACCUUGCCGGAGACUAUCGAGGAGAUUAUUGCAAGUGGUGGUAUCGAUCCCAGAGAAUGGGUGAGCGAGUGGGUCGAAGAAACGCUGAGUCUCGCGGUUGGCGUAUUGGCUCAGAGGUAUGUCGCGCGGAGGAUGGGUGUUGGUGAGGGCGGACCUGCGAAAGGCAAACUGAGAGCUGAUUUGGGUCAGCAAGCCAUGGUCCAAAGCGGCGGCGGCGAAGCUGCUCGGGCACUGGGUGGAAUGUAG